This is a messenger RNA of Coffea eugenioides, 1788 nucleotides long. RefSeq names its product pectinesterase-like. Gene Ontology annotation, biological process: cell wall modification. Lineage: Eukaryota; Viridiplantae; Streptophyta; Magnoliopsida; Gentianales; Rubiaceae. The record is from RefSeq and is a predicted model, not a curated record. The transcript is spliced from 2 exons. The coding region runs from base 1 to 1626 and encodes 541 amino acids. Gene Ontology annotation, molecular function: pectinesterase activity; pectinesterase inhibitor activity.
AUGCAAUCCAAAACUUGUAUUAUUUUCGCUUUACUUCUCCUCUUUUCUUUCUUCUUCACAAACCAUGCAUCUUCUCCACCACCACCUUCAGCUCCUUCCAAUCCACAAACCGUUUGUAGCUAUACUCCAUUCCCUUACUUCUGCAGAUCCACACUACCAAACAAUCGAUCCGCGACCAUACAUGAUUAUUGCCGAUAUUCUGUCCAUCAUUCUCUGUCCAUGACAAACAAUUUUCUCUCAUUAGUCAACAGAUAUCUCAGGCGUCCGUUUGCUUUCACCGAAAGCACGAUUCGAGCUCUUCAAGAUUGCCAAACUCUAGCUAGCUUAAGCAGGGAUUUCUUGUCGAAUACCAUUCAAUCCAUUGGUUCCACAACAACCCUUCAAAGCUCCCAAGCUGAUUAUAUGCAAACAUUGCUUAGUGCCACAUUAACCAACUAUCAAACUUGCUUAGAUGGGCUAAAAGAAACAACUUCUUCCUCUAGUGUUAGCAGUGCAUUUUUAGCUCCACUGACUAAUGGGAGUAUGUCUUAUAGUGUCUCUUUAGCCCUUUUCCUGCAUGGCUGGGGUCAUUACAGACAAUCAAGGAGGUCGCUAAGUGAAUUGAAUUCUGAUAAAUCUUUUGGGUGGGGAAGAAGACUCCUGCAGCAAAUUGGGAAUAAUAAUGCCAAGGUGAAUCAGAUGGUGGUUGUGGAUCCAAAUGGGAAUGGAACUUUCACUACCAUUAGUGAUGCUGUAGCUGCAGCUCCCAAUAAUACGGCCGCCGGCAAGGGCUACUUCAUGAUUUACGUGGUUGCUGGAGUUUAUGAAGAGUAUGUUACAAUUGCUAGUAACAAAAAGUAUAUUAUGUUGGUUGGAGAUGGGAUCAACCAGACGAUAAUUACGGGGAACAGAAGCGUGGUUGAUGGUUGGACUACAUUUAAUUCUGCAACAUUUGCUGUGACUGGGCAAGGGUUUGUUGGGAUGAACAUAACCAUUCGGAACACAGCAGGAGCAGUAAAGCACCAAGCAGUGGCGGUUCGAAAUGGUGCAGAUUUGUCCACCUUUUACAACUGCAGUUUUGAAGGGUAUCAAGACACGUUAUAUACACAUUCCCUAAGGCAAUUUUACAAGCAAUGCGACGUUUAUGGAACAGUAGACUUCAUAUUCGGCAAUGCAGCAGUUGUUUUUCAAAAUUGCAAUCUCUAUCCUCGUCUUCCAAUGCAAGGACAAUUCAAUGCGAUCACUGCACAAGGUAGAACAGAUAUAAACCAGAACACAGGGACUUCUAUACAGAAUUGCAACAUCAUGGCAGCCCCAGACUUGGCUUCGAGUAACGGGACGACUAAGACAUAUCUUGGACGACCCUGGAAAGAGUAUUCAAGAACUGUUUACAUGCAAUCAUUCCUGGGGAGCCUGAUUGAUCCUGCCGGCUGGACUCCAUGGUCAGGGGACUUUGCACUGAGCACAUUGUAUUAUGCUGAGUACGACAAUUCAGGCCCCGGAUCUGAUACUACCAGCAGGGUUACAUGGCCUGGUUACCAUGUCAUAAAUGCGGCUGAUGCAGCUAACUUCACUGUUGCCAAUUUCAUAUUAGGGGAUAAUUGGUUACCCCAGACAGGAGUAACCUAUACCAGCGGUUUGCUAUAAUUGCCACUUGUCCAAGACUUCUAUACACUGCAACUCUUGAUUCUUUAUAAGAUUUUUUUUUUAAUAUCAGGAUAUUCAGAUUUUCACAAGACGUUGUAUUGAUGCAAAUAUGUAACUAGCUAGUACAGCUCGCUGGCUAUAUAGAAUUAGUUUUUUUCUUGU